AUGUUCGACAACGUGUGCAGUCUCCCUCUCUCUAGCGACCUGUUUGCGCAGGCAAUCCAUCCGACUGAGCCACUUGUCGCAGUUGGUCUCUCGUCAGGUCAUGUUCAAACAUUUCGCAUUCCUCCUUCAAGUGACAGCGGCCCAGGCGCAACGAAAAAUGGGCUUGGACACAUCGACACAGCUUGGAGGACGAGACGACACAAAGCCAGUUGCCGAUGCUUAGGUUUCGGGAUUGAUGGCCAGACACUUUAUUCAGCAGGGGCUGAUGGUUGGGUUAAAGCUGCGAAAGCAGAGACUGGUGUAGUAAAUUUGAAGAUUGCGGUUCCACGGCUAGGGGAAGGGACUCACGACCGCAUUGAUCCACCCACUGUAAUCCAUGCGAUUUCGCCAGAGACCAUUAUUCUUUCUACGGACUCUGGUGCGCUCCAUCUUUUUGACCUCCGUGUACCUCCCUCUCCUGUUUCACAAAGACCGCAACAAACUCACCACCCGCACGACGAUUACGUUUCCUCACUUACUCCACUUCCCCCAUCGGAAACAAGCACUUCCGGGUUUAGCAAGCAAUGGGUCACCACAGGCGGCACUACAAUAGCGGUAACAGACUUGCGCAGAGGAGUUUUGGUUCGUAGUGAGGACCAAGAUGAGGAGCUGAUCAGCUCCGUCUACGUUACUGGUUUGAAAGCAGGUGGCACAAGUAGAGGAGAAAAACUGGUUGUUGGGGGGGCAAGUGGGGUAUUGACUCUUUGGGAGAAAGGGGCUUGGGAUGACCAGGACGAGAGAAUUAUUGUGGAUCGUCAGCCUGAUGGAGGUGAGUCAUUGGAGAUAUUGUCAUUACUUCCUGAUAGUAUUGGAGCUGGCAAGGUUGUUGCUGUCGGCCAAUCGGAUGGGGCUGUCCAAUUUGUGCAGCUUGGAGUCAAUAAGGUUAUUUCGAAGGUUGUGCACGAUGAGCUGGAGGGAAUUGCAGGCCUUGGAUUUGAUGUUGGAGGACGAAUGAUAAGUGGUGGUGGAUCGAUUGUUAAAGUUUGGCAUGAAGCUGUGGAACGUGAAGGGCAUGGCGAAAACGAGGAGGAUGAACAACAUUCUCGCAAACGGUUCGUGAUGGGCAGCGAUGAUGAUGGUAAUGAUGAUAGCAGCGUUGAUGGCCAGAAACAGAAUAAGAAGAAACGCAAGAAGAGAAAGAAGGGCAAAAGCAAAGAUAAAAGCGAUGGGCAGCAUGUCAUGGCGUUCAAAGGACUCGAUUGA
Molecule: messenger RNA, 1242 nt
Organism: Histoplasma mississippiense
Lineage: Eukaryota; Fungi; Ascomycota; Eurotiomycetes; Onygenales; Ajellomycetaceae
Exons: 2
Coding region: 1-1242 (413 amino acids)
Molecular function (GO): protein binding
Source: RefSeq, a predicted model, not a curated record